AAAAACGAAGAGGGGAAAAAAAACUUCGUCGAUCUACUAGUAUUUUGGACAGAUUUGGAAAUAGUUUUCAAAUUGUCCCGACCCACGGGAACUCAGGGGAGGGAGACGAAGUCGUCACAACCGAAAUGAUGGAAGAUUCCCAUUUUAAUUCGUCCUAUUUCUGGUCUCCCGUUCCCACUGUGCCAGGACAGAUUGAAAAUGCCAUGUUCCUGAACAAGAUGAAAGAGCAGCAGGACAAGAGUGCUUCCUUCCCACCUUCCUCUGCCCCCCACUACCCAACAGCCGUGCUCACGAUCCCCGGUCCCAGCGCCAAGCCAGACGGAGGAGGGCAGCACGGGGGUGCAGGACACCUCCACCCUCCACACAGCACCCAGAACAUCACGGUGGUCCCUGUCCCCUCCACAGGCAUCAUGACAGCAGCGGGUCUGGUCAUCACAACUCCUCAAGGCACACUUGUCUCUCCCACCUCCUCUCAGUCCUUUGUCUCGGCUCAUCCAACAACGACCAUGAUUGUUUCAGCACUCCACGCUCCCAAUGCAGAAAAAAAAGACGGGGAUGGGACGUCCCAUGUCGUUGUCAUGCCUACACCUUCCAAACGAGGCAGAAAGAAGAAGACGGCGCUGCCUAGGGUCGGUCCUAUGCCGGGACAUCCACUUACUCCGGGAAAUGAAACACUAAUACUGGCUCACCUGACAGCGAGUGGCCAGGUCAUGUCUUUGCAGCAUCACAUUGGAGACCCAUAUGACCUAUCACAUGAAGAGGAAGACCAAGGAGCAAAAGAUGGCACUAAGACAUACAGGUGCCGGAUGUGUGCGGCGACCUUCUACAAUAAGUCUGACAUGCAGAUCCACUCCAAGUCGCACACAGAGGCCAAACCUCACAAGUGUCCCCACUGCGCCAAGUCAUUCGCCAACUCCAGCUACCUGGCCCAGCACAUCCGCAUCCACAGCGGGGCAAAGCCCUACACCUGCUCCUACUGCCAGAAAUCUUUCAGGCAGCUCAGUCAUUUACAGCAGCACACACGGAACCACACCGAGUCGAAGCCCCACAAGUGUCCCCAUUGUACCAAGUCAUUCGCCAACUCAAGCUACUUGGCCCAGCACAUCCGAAUCCACACGGGAGUGAAACCCUACACCUGCUCCUACUGCCAGAAGUCCUUCAGACAGCUCAGUCACCUGCAGCAGCACAACAGGAUUCACACCGGAGACAGGCCGUACAAGUGUGUUCAUCCAGGCUGUGAGAAAUCCUUCACCCAACUCUCAAACCUACAGUCCCAUCGGCGUCAACACAACAAGGACAAGCCCUACAAGUGCUCCAGCUGUAAUAAAGGCUACAUAGAUGCAGCCAGCCUGGAGGUGCACCUGUCCACACACACAGUCAAACACGCCAAGCUCUACUCGUGUGGUCUCUGCAACCGCACUUAUACCUCGGUAAGACCAAUGUCCAUUUAUGAACAGCAUUACAACGUCAAACACUUUGAAACUGAACACCGGGGUCAGACACCUGGAACCUACUGUACAUGGUGUAAUCAUGUGUCCACCGUCUCCCCUCUGCCUCCCCUCCCCCCACCUCAGGAGACGUAUCUAGUAAAACACAUGCAGAAACACAACCCAGAUCACCUGACAGCAUCAGCCGUAGUUGCGGCGCAGCAGGCCCAGCAGAACCAAAACCAAAGCCAGGCCCAGGGCCAAGGAAGUGCUCAGAGGCGAGUAGAGAGCACAGAUGGUGGCUCGGCCCGGCCUGGAGGAGCUGUGAGUGGAGGAGGACAGCAGGGACACAGCCAGGGCAGCUACCCGCAGACAGAGGGUGUCCCCUGUCCAUUUGAUCUGCACCAGUAUAAGACAGUGUCUGCCAGUGACAUCCAGUACAAACCAGCUAAUGUGUCUGGCAUAACUGCCCACCACAAGGAUCUUUGUCUCGCUGUGGCAACAUCUACCAUUCAAGUGGAGCACCUCAACUCUUAGAGUUGAUGACAGGAGGAAGUUUGGGGGUGAGGAAUUGAGUCAAACAAGUAAACACAGGUUGGAGAAUGGAGAGCCGAAGGAUAAAAGCAAUACUAACACGAUAUAAGAACUUCGGAACACGUGACUGUGCCUGAAUGUCGGAUGGAAGUAGACAGGAAAACUAAUUUGGGAGAUAUACAGAGGACUACUUUUAAUUUGUCACUUUUUUCUGCCUUGUUUGAUUUUUUUUUCUUUUUGCUUUGCUGUCUUGUCUGAUGAGUUGGAAGUGCAUGUAAAGGCUGCAAUAAAGUAUGUUCCAGUCCAUCACAGUGAUGGUAUUAUGAUAGAAAGAGAGUGAAAGAGACUAUGGUUCUCUUGUUAUUAUAUGGCCUCCUGCUCUUCCCUACAACUACAGCUUUGGCCAUAUCAGUUUAUGGUCUGUGUUGAUGAAACUGGUAGUUAACUGUGAAGGUAAUUUUUUAUACUUUCAUACAGAUACUUUCAGUUUUUGCAUCAGUGUUAUUACCUCUAUUAUGUAAAAUAUAUGCCCACAAAGGAUUUUUUACUUAAAAAGGGAAGUACAUGAAGUUAUUUCCAUUUCUGGAAAGAAAAAAAGAACAAUUAAAGUAUACAUAGAUAUAUACAUGCCAGUUUAUACAGUACAAAUAUGUGUUAAAGGAUGUGCUAAUCCAUACAUGUUUUAUCUAUCUGGACAAUGCAGGCCAUUUUGCUUCACAUGAUCUCGAGGGAGGUGAUAAGCCGGUUCAUGUUUCAUGUAAUCCUUGUAUCACUUUAUUGUGUGUAUGUCCUAAAAUUAACAUUGUUAUCCAAACGUGUUCUUGCUAUUACACUUCCACUAUAUCAGUGUUUAUAAUGCUCCUUUACAGACAUACUGACCCAUCUGAGAAUAGUGUUUUUUCUGCUUAUGAUAUAAUAAAACUCUCAAAUCUUUCUUUGACA
Molecule: messenger RNA, 2903 nt
Organism: Myripristis murdjan (pinecone soldierfish)
Lineage: Eukaryota; Metazoa; Chordata; Actinopteri; Holocentriformes; Holocentridae
Gene: znf384b
Product: zinc finger protein 384 b
Exons: 10
Coding region: 126-1964 (612 amino acids)
Biological process (GO): regulation of transcription by RNA polymerase II
Cellular component (GO): nucleus
Molecular function (GO): DNA-binding transcription factor activity, RNA polymerase II-specific; RNA polymerase II cis-regulatory region sequence-specific DNA binding
Source: RefSeq, a predicted model, not a curated record